GCCGUGGGAGCGAGCGAGUGUUCAACUUCCGCUUCCGGUUGCGCUUUGGACCGAGGACUGGCUAUACGCUGCGAAAUGGAGGAUCAUGAAACCAAGGAGCCAGAGCAGCUCAGAAAAUUGUUCAUUGGGGGUCUCAGUUUUGAAACUACAGAUGAGAGCCUGAGGGCUCACUUCCAGCAAUGGGGAAGGCUCACUGAUUGUGUGGUGAUGCGAGACCCAGCAAACAAGCGUUCCCGCGGAUUUGGCUUCGUGACGUACUCAUGCGUGGAGGAGGUGGAUGCCGCCAUGUCAGCUCGUCCCCACAAAGUGGACGGGCGCGUCGUGGAACCCAAGAGGGCCGUAUCCAGAGAGGAUUCAGCUAAGCCAGGUGCUCACCUGACAGUGAAGAAGAUCUUUGUGGGCGGGAUUAAGGAAGACACAGAGGAGAACCACCUCAGAGAGUACUUUCAGACUUACGGGAAGAUCGAGAGCAUCGAAGUGAUGGAGGAACGCCAGACUGGCAAGAAGCGAGGGUUUUGUUUUAUCACCUUUGAUGACCACGACACAGUGGAUAAAAUUGUUGCUCAGAAAUAUCACACGAUAAACUCCCAUAACUGCGAAGUGAGGAAGGCCCUCUCAAAACAGGAAAUGCAGGCCGCGUCCAGUCAGAGAAAUAGAGGUGGUGGGUCAGGAAACUACAUGGGCAGAGGAGGAAAUUUUGGUGGUGGCAGCUUUGGCCGAGGUGGUAAUUUCUCAGGAGGGUACAGUGGAGGCAGAGGAGGCUAUGGAUAUGGGGGUGGAUAUAAUGGUUUUGAAGGUGGGGGAAAUUAUGGCGGGGGACCAGGCUAUGGGGGAGGGCGCGGGGGAUACGGAGGUAGUGGUCCUGGGUACGGAAACCAGGGAGGAUACGAUAACUACAACGACGGAGGGAACUUCAGUAGAGGUGGAAACUACAAUGACUUUGGGAAUUAUGGUGGGCAGCAGUCUAACUACGGCCCAAUGAGGGGAAGUGGCUUUGGGGGAAGGAAUUCAGGUGGGCCUUACAGCGGUGGUUAUGGUUCCGGGAGCGGCAGCGGAGGCGGUUACGGUCCGCGGCGAUACUGAGUCCUGCGGAGGCGGCUACGGUUCUUAGCAGGAGAGGAGAUGAGCAGAGGAGUGGUCAGGAAAGCUGCAGGGUACUGUGAGGCAGUCGUCCAGGAGCGUUAGAGGAACACACACAAGGAUCCCUAGUCAGAAACGUUACCGCAGCUUAAACAGCACUGAUAAGGACUGCAUCCGCUAGCUACUGUGCGCAAGAGUGUAGCUAUCGAUUGGAAAGAAGGUGUCUGUUAGAUGUACAUUCCUGGGGUCUUAUUUUGAUGCUUAAUUUUGUUCUUGUUUUUUUCCUUUUUGUUUUGGCCUGCUAUCUUAUUUCCCCUUCUGCAUCUCUCGGACAUAGUUAUGUGUAUGUGGUAGUAAUAUCAGGAAUAAAAACAAGGAAGAUUUUUUUAUCAAUGAACAUGUGUAGUCAGUUUCUGAAUGUAGUCUCGUUCUUUUUAAGCUUUCUGUGUUAGAGGCUCUUUCAGAUUUGUUUUUAAAAAAGUUCAGUAAAAGCACGAAACAGAGGGCCACAUAGUGAGCUCUAAGUUUUUGUUUUUUAUUUUAAAUUAUUUAGUAACUGUUUUGAGUAUAGUGUAAAUCUUAUUUGUAUUAUGUGUACUCACGUUUUGAUAACACUCAGUUGUCCACAGAAGCAGUCUACAAUAUCUCAGACUAUAUGUAUGGGCAAACAAAUCAUGUACGAAUAUAACGCUAGAUUGCUAUUCUGAGAUGUGAAAAUUAGAUGUAAUAAAGGAUUCUAGAAAAUGGAAACUAAUGGAAGCCUUCAUUCAGGAGAAGUUAAGUUGUUAUUUUGUCACGUUUUCUUCUGGAAUCUUUUGCCAAGUUUAGCUGUGUCACUGGAAUACAUAUUUUUAUUUUUGUUUCUCUCGGCGUGACGAGAGCUCUUGUUAGGCCUAGGGAGUACAUCAUGAACCUGCCCGAGCUGGCAUUCCACGUGUAGGACUGUUAAAACCCCACGAAACUGCAGUUUGACUUCAGUUGGCCAGUACGGAUGAACGUUUUUGACCAUAAGACAGGACCUCAUCGUUCCCCAGCGCAGACGACCAGGCAGCUCAUUGCUUUGGGACAAAAUUAAACGGAGGCAGCAUCUUGAGCCACACCCCAGGAGGAAGUCGCAGAGUUCGCUGGUAGUGAGCAUCCAGUGGCUAAUUUUUGUCCUCCAAGAGAGCAGAUGCUAGCGAAGAGAGGCUAGCCGGAUGUUCCCGGAUUUUUGUGGUCUUGUUGGCUCAGAGAUAUGGCAGUUUGACAGAACCUUUUCGUGCUAGGUCCAGUUUCAGACCUGAAAGUGGAAGGGGAAUGAGUACAAGGCAUGGACAUUUAAUACUGUGUGAUAAAUCAAAGCAGAAGAUGGAAGAGUGACUUAGAACCAGGUAAGAGUAACCACUUUGCUUGAUUUACAGAUUCGAAAAGACGCUGUCACCUUAACGGCUGAAAAUCUAGUAUGACACGUACACUUGGAAGGUUCUGGAUGGGUAAGGCUAAGUAUUUUUCUCCCCGGUAUGUAUAUAACGUACUCAUUGUAAGGAUUAGGAUUUACUGAACUUUUUGUACUGGGCUUAUGACGUCUAUAGGUUUCUAUGCGUACUUAAUGAACAUGUGGGACACAUCUUACGGGGGAUGGGGGGUGUUGUUAAGGCAUUAAUCCACUGGGAAUUUGUAGGAUAUUUUGUGUGUUGCUAUGACAGCUCUUAUUUGUUUCACUUAUGUUACACUAGAAAGUUUUCUUAAUGCCUUCAACUGACCCUGUCUGUCUCAGCUGGACUUUCUGUAGUUUGGUUUCUAUUACACUUAGUCACAUUCUGGAGGUUUUCCCAGCCUCCUCUCCCCCCCCCCGAACUCAGAAAUCAUAAGUCCCAAUUACUCUCGCGACGCUCCUUCCACGAGCUGACGGAAAGGUAAGGUAAAAUCGGCUGCGUGUAUCUCCGCUCUCUCCUGAAGCAUUUCCAUUUCUUUUGCACUUUAUCUUUGAUAUCUAGUAUGUCCCUUCACACGCAGAACUGACCUCGGGCCUGGGAUUUGGAUAAUUUUAUACAGCAGGUUAAAAAUGGAACUAGCACUUACGACCAAGCAUCUGGAUAAUGAUAUAUGAGCGGCUUGACACGUACUCAACACGUAUUUUAAAAUGGUCAUCCUAGGUUUUAUGUGGCGAGGGUCUGGGAAGUUAUUAUUCAGUUCAGUUUAUUUUUAUAUAGCGCUUUUCACCACAGAUUUGCCCCAAGGCACUCAACAUGGGUGUUAUACCCAUUGAUGUGAAAUGUUCCAUCUUCAGCCUGUCGUCAGCAUCCCAGUGAUGUCAUAGGUUCUCUGAGAUGUUUACAUGUUUGGAUAGUGACGAAGACAGUCUGUAUCCCACAUUGAAGGGCUCCAGUGGUGCUAACUUUGUCACAAUGUUAGCAUGUUACGCGCACUUUCUUGUUACAUUGUCCUUUCAAAAUGUAUAUGUAAAUUGUUUUCAAUUCUACCUAGAGAUAAAAUUGCACUUUGUCAGUCUUCUUAAGAAUGCUUACAAUGGCAGCUUCAUGUUUGUCUUCAAUAAAAACAUUUCUCCCAGUAA
Molecule: messenger RNA, 3634 nt
Organism: Paramormyrops kingsleyae
Lineage: Eukaryota; Metazoa; Chordata; Actinopteri; Osteoglossiformes; Mormyridae
Gene: hnrnpa3
Product: heterogeneous nuclear ribonucleoprotein A3
Biological process (GO): mRNA splicing, via spliceosome
Cellular component (GO): catalytic step 2 spliceosome
Molecular function (GO): mRNA 3'-UTR binding
Source: RefSeq, a predicted model, not a curated record